GCCUGGGAGGCGGCGGUGGACGGGGAGGGCUGGUAUCGGACGGGCGAUAUCGGUCACUACGACGAGAAGGAACGGCUGUUUAUAACGGAUCGCCUCAAAGAAGUCGUGCGAAUAGGUGUCGACAAUCACUACAUAAACAUCAGUCCCGUGGAGAUCGAGCAGUACGUACUGACCCACCCGGCCGUCGCUGAGGUUACAGUGGUUGGGGUCAACAACAGGGCCGGCACUCAUAGACCCCGGGCUUAUGUUAUAGUCAAAGAGGGGAAUACAGUGAGUGCCGAAGAGUUGCAGAAAUUUGUGUCCGACACUCUGGCGUAUACUAAGCGACUGACCGGUGGUGUCGUAUUCGUAGAUAAUAUCCAAAGGACUAGUAUCGGGAAAGUCGACCGAAAAUACUAUAGAAAUCUUGUCAAGGACGAAAUAUUGGAUUAA
Oppiella nova is the source of this 432-nucleotide messenger RNA. The record is from the annotation of a GenBank genome assembly. Lineage: Eukaryota; Metazoa; Arthropoda; Arachnida; Sarcoptiformes; Oppiidae.